UUUUAGGAGUUCCUAACGAUGCUUGGCUUAUGGAUAAUGAUGUAUUAAUUAAAAUUCAGGAAACACCAGAAAAAAUAAUUCGAAAACGACAAAUUCAAAAGAAACAAAAUUUUAGAAGAACUACGACAACACCUAUUCCGACAACUAUUAAAUCAAAAAUAUUAACUACAAAAUUGCCUUUAUUAACAACAACAACAAUUCGUCCGAUAUUACCAACAAAACGACCAAUAUUAACCACGACGACGAAUUUGCCUAUUCAAAAAAAUAAUUUUAUUAAUUCUAAUAUUGAUAUUCCUCCCAAUUAUAUUCCUGCGAAACAACCAAAUUUACAAGUUAAAAAUAAUUAUUUAAAAGGAGAAAAAGGAAUGCCUGGAGAAAAAGGAAUGACGGGGCUUAAAGGAAUGGAUGGAUUUCCUGGGCCACAAGGGAUGAAUGGAAUACCUGGGAAAAAUGUAAAAGGAGAAAAAGGAGAUGCUGGAAUGCCAGGACAACCAGGAUUGGGAGGAUUGCCAGGUAUUAGAGGCAAAGACGGUAAAGCAGGAUUACCCGGGUUACAGGGAUUGACGGGUCCUAAAGGCGAAAAAGGAAUAAAUGGGAUAAAUGGAAAUGAUGGACAACCCGGAGUGCCUGGGCCGCAGGGACCAGCCGGUAUGAAAGGCGAAAGAGGAAGUCCUGGACUGAAUGGAAAAGAUGGCUUACCAGGACCAAAAGGUGAUCCCGGUACGUGGGAGGAAAAUUUAAAUCCGUUAACUAAUAAACGAGAACUUUUUGACCCGGAGGAAGCACAAAGUGAAAGGGACCGAAUUAUAGAACAAAAUCAUGAGAAAAGUAGGCUAAAUUAUUUGGCUUGGCAAGAAUCGCAGGAAAGAGAGAAAAUAAUGCGUGACCAAUGGACUGAUUCAUGUUUAACCAGGAAUCACCAACUUGGAGUAGCAAAAAUUUUAGCGGAACAAAACCCGAGGGGAGCAGCUAGAUUGCUUUAUGGACGACAAGAUAUUACUGCUUUUUUGGAAAAAGAUACUAAAUUAAAAUGGACAUUAAGUUUGUGCACCCCUGUUGAAAUUGAAGAAAUAAUUUGGGAACAAAAAAUUAAUGGAAUUUGUUAUAAUUUACUGCCUAUUAAAGUGAAAGGGAAAAUUCUUUUUGCAUCUCCAGGAAGUCCUGAUUUAAUUUAG
Messenger RNA from Meloidogyne enterolobii, 1175 nucleotides. NCBI's taxonomy places the organism in Eukaryota, Metazoa, Nematoda, Chromadorea, Rhabditida, Meloidogynidae. The record is from the annotation of a GenBank genome assembly.